Messenger RNA from Vicia villosa (hairy vetch), 384 nucleotides. RefSeq lists its product as uncharacterized. The transcript has a single exon. The record is from RefSeq and is a predicted model, not a curated record. NCBI's taxonomy places the organism in Eukaryota, Viridiplantae, Streptophyta, Magnoliopsida, Fabales, Fabaceae. Bases 1 to 384 code for a protein of 127 amino acids.
AUGAAAAUAAAGUAUCAAGGGACGAAUCGAGUCAAGAAGGCUCAAUUGCAAACCCUACGCAAGGAAUAUGAAAUUCUGCAUAUGAAGGAAGGAGAAACAAUAACAACCCUCUUCUCUCGAAUUCUUACAAUCAUCAAUAAGAUGAAAGCCUAUGGUGAAAACAAAGAUGACAGCGAUGUUGUGAGUAAGAUUUUGAGGUCGCUGACUCCAAAGUUCAACUAUGUUGUAUGUUCUAUUGAGGAGUCAAACAACACAAAUGCACUGACCAUUAAUGAACUUCAAAGCAAGUUGCUUCUACAUGAACAACGUAUGUGUCCUUCUAUUGAAGAAGAGCAUGCUCUGGCUGUUACUUUUGGAGGUCGGGGAUGUGGUCGUGGAGCUUGA